Molecule: messenger RNA, 1745 nt
Organism: Syzygium oleosum
Lineage: Eukaryota; Viridiplantae; Streptophyta; Magnoliopsida; Myrtales; Myrtaceae
Exons: 7
Coding region: 62-1216 (384 amino acids)
Biological process (GO): proteolysis
Molecular function (GO): ATP-dependent peptidase activity; metalloendopeptidase activity; ATP binding
Source: RefSeq, a predicted model, not a curated record
AAAAGAGGACGAAACCAUAAAGAUUUUUUGUGCAGACGAGAAAUUCGUCGUCGAAGUCAGGAUGGCGCUCUGUGCCUCCUCUCUUCGCCUCCAAACAAUCCCUGCAUCGCAUUUUCUGUCGUCGCGACCCUUUUCUUCACGCCCACUUAUGCGAUCGGAUCGUGUGAAAGCAGGGCCUCCUGCUUCGAGAGCUCUCCGAGAAUGGCGGGAGUACGAAGAGGCGGUGAAGCGCAAGGACCUUGCUUCUGCUCUCCGGUUCUUGAAGUCCCAAUCUGUCCCCGGCGUUGUUAAUGAGGACGAGGGUGACGAGGUGGGGAUGUACCUGUUUGGGAAAUCGGAGGAGAGGGAUUGGGAGGUCCUGGAUGCGUGCUUGAACGCGGACGACAUGAAGCUCGUCACCAGUGCUUAUGCCCUCCUCAAGGACCGGGGUUUCUUGCCCAAUUUCGGCAAAUUCCGGAGCAUCGUUCUGGAGGGACCGAGGGACGUUACACCCACAGUACUCAAGUCUUCCACCGGCUUGGAAGUCACUAGAUUUUCCCCGAAGAAGUGGGGUCUUGAUGGAACCUCGAGUGCACUCUUGGUGGCUUUUCUCGGCGGAGUUUCCUUUCUUCUCUCCCAAGGGAUUGAUAUUAGACCUAAACUGGCGGUGAUACUGGGACUAGCUUUUGUGGACUCGGUGUUCCUCGGCGGUUCUUGUUUAGCUCAAAUUUCAAGCUAUUGGCCUCCAUAUCGCCGACGAAUCCUUGUCCACGAAGCUGGCCAUCUCCUUACAGCAUACCUGAUGGGUUGCCCAAUACGCGGCGUAAUUUUGGAUCCGAUCGUUGCAAUGCAAAUGGGCAUUCAGGGACAGGCAGGGACGCAGUUUUGGGAUGACAAGAUGGACAAAGAACUUGCUGAGGGGCGGCUCAGCGGCACUGCCUUUGAUAGGUAUUCCAUGGUGCUUUUUGCUGGCAUCGCUGCUGAAGCUCUUAUCUAUGGUGAUGCCGAGGGUGGAGAAAAUGAUGAGAAUAUGUUUAGGAGCCUGUGUGUCCUAUUGGAACCCCCGUUGUCAGUUGCACAGAUGUCAAAUCAGGCCAGAUGGGCGGUUCUGCAGUCUUAUAAUCUGCUCAAAUGGCAGAAACAAGCCCAUAGAGCUGCUGUGAAUGCUCUGGAGAAUGGCUUCAGUCUUAGCAUGGUAAUCAGGCAAAUUGAGGAAGCAAUGUCUUCUCAGAAAUGAAAAUAAGGCUGUGGAGAUGAGUGCAUUGACUUGUGGUUCUGUCUCGUCAACUCAUGUGGGCACCCUAAGAUAUCGACGAUUGCCUUCCUUGAUGGGCCCAUUGAUGCCCACUGUCUCAGUGAUAAGCCUGAGAGUCUUAAAUGCCGACACAUGAUGGGCAUGCCAAAAACCUUCAUCAUUGAAAAUGCAUAUGUUGGCUCAAGGAUGAAAGCCAGUCUGACAGGGAGAUGAAGAGAUGCGAUUUUGUUCAGUCAAAGCCUUAAGGAGCAACUCUGCUUUGUGGAACUGACCACAGGUUCCUUGGGUUGCUUAACUGAUGACAUGGAUUUUGCACACUCAAAAGACGAAGCUGCAUAAGCCUCUAAAUUUGUUCGUUGGACUGGAAAGUGUCUAGAGUUGGUUUCUUGUUAGCUGGAAACCACCUUGGAUUGUACUAAAAAUUUGGUUGGAGAAGAGGCUGGUGCACUUUGUACAUAACCUCCUUCCAGCAGUACUUUCAUUUUAUAUAAACCUUGACAGUUUUCUUGUU